Austrofundulus limnaeus is the source of this 1562-nucleotide messenger RNA. RefSeq names its product centromere protein L (gene cenpl). The record is from RefSeq and is a predicted model, not a curated record. NCBI's taxonomy places the organism in Eukaryota, Metazoa, Chordata, Actinopteri, Cyprinodontiformes, Rivulidae. The transcript is spliced from 5 exons. Bases 70 to 1161 code for a protein of 363 amino acids.
AAAGCGCGAUGUUCAAAUUCUGAUUUCCGGCUUUUUUUAUUUAGGACUUUUUCGUUCGGCUCUGCUGACAUGGAGCGGACUGAGGAAAGUUUGACAAGCCGGACUCCUCUCCAUAGUGUUGUGGGUCAAAGAAGGAGCAAAAAUAGGAGUUACCAUCAGUCGUACCGCAGCUGUUUGGGAGUUGCUUCAAGGCUCGGCUUGACACCAGCGGUGACCGCAAGGAGACUCAACACCAACAGAAAAGCUUCAAAGCCACAUAAUAUCGCUGAGAAGGUGAAUCCGGAGUACCUGGCUUUGUUGGUGAAAACCGAGUGGCAGCUCUCCUACGUCACUCCCCUCUACCAGUUCAGACACACCCAGCUCAAGAGCUACGCCAGGCAGCUGUCGGCGUUCAUUGUUGCCGAGAGGCAGCAAGGUUUGGCGGUGGAGGUUGGAACGCUGCAGAACAGCUUCAAAGUGUCGUUGUCAGUGGUGGAGGGGAUGUCGGAGGCGGACGAUGACCCCGAGACCGUCCUCAUACAGAUCCAUUCCAAGUCGCUGUUUCCGAGGCARGAUGAGCCACAGAAGUUAGUUUGGAGCGGCUGGUUGACGUGCAUCAACGGCAGUCCCGAGUAUCUGAACUCGCUUCCCAAAGACUUCACCUGUCUGCCACUGUUCUGCUACAAAGGGGCUGAAAAUCUCUCCUCUUUGGUCAAAUCGUGGUUUCAGAGGAUUUUCGACUGCUGCUUCGGUCCUCUGGAGAUCAACCACACCAGCCUGCAGUGGCUUGUGGCGUUGUGGACCAACUGCCACACAGAGGCCACCAUCAAGCACCUGAAAAUGCUCUGGACCGUACCRUCCACGCCACCGCUUCAGGUAACCUACACAGUGGAGGCCCAGGACGCGUGGGAGCUGUGGAGCAGCGUGCGGAGGGCUUCGCGGGGACGAGGCGACGAGGCAGGCUGGAUUGACAUGGGGGAGGUGACAAGCUUCAUGCAGGCGAUCAAGAGCCACUUUUACCGACACUUCAAGCUGGACCUUUCAGCCGGGGCCCUGACCCAGGUCUCUACGGCGCUGGGAUCAGCCAAGUUCAGCGGCAGGAUCAAGAUCUCCAGCAGCAGAUGUGUGAGCACCACCCUGAAUCUGCUGACAGAAUGUGCUCUCCUAAAAAUGCCCAUCUGACUACACCACCAUGGGGACUUUUCCGGAAAGAAGCAUGAUUUUUACAAAAAGAUUAUCUCCAGAAAUUACAAAGCAUACAUUUCUGUUUUGGACUGCAGCUCUACAGACAAAACACAACAGUCAUGUUGUCCUAAGUAGCUUUAGACUUUUUACUCAUGAUUUUUUAAAUCUACUACAAACACUCUACCGUCAGGCGCUUUGCUUUCAAUGUCGUGCAAAUAUGUAUGUGAUCUAGCCAUUUGUAUUUUUAGUUGUAAAUAAAACCAAGGGGGGAAAAAAGGCCUAACAUUACUCAAGCUGUUAAAUAAAGCACCUGCUGCGUAUAGUGCUAACUAAUGUGGAGAAAUAAUGGAGUUGUGGUGAAAUCAUGAAAAUGUUGAGUGCAGUUUCCAAAAACUUGG